AUGAUGCUCACGGAAUGUGAGAGGAUCCUGGGUCAAGGCCUCCUGCGACUUCCGGCCAAGCAUGGUUAUCGCUAUGGCCCCCAGGCGGAGAGAGACCUGCUAGAACUUCUUUUCCGCUCCCUGACCGGCCACGAUGAGGAUCGCCUUGGCGUAUUAUUCCCCGAAGGACUGCCCGCCGGUCCCUGGAGGCUGGCAGAGGCCCAGGGCGCCAAGGAAGGCGCUGAGUACACCGAGGCGGCGCGGGGCAAGCGGUGCGGCCAUAUCUUCCGGGCCGGCGAGGCUACCUACCGAUGCGUCACCUGCGCCGCCGACGAUACGUGCGUGCUUUGCAGUCGGUGCUUCGACUCCUCCGACCAUACCGGCCACCAGUACCAGAUCUCGCUGUCGUCGGGCAACUGCGGCUGCUGCGAUUGCGGGGACGAGGAGGCCUGGCGGCUGCCGUUGUUCUGCGCCAUCCAUUCGGAAAAUGACGAUCAGAAGAAGGACAAGGCCCACGCGCAGUCGCAUCUGCCGCGGGAGUGGGUGGACAAUAUCCGGCUGACCGUCUCGCGCGUGCUGGACUACUUCUGCGACGUGAUCUCGUGCUCGCCGGAGCAGCUGCGCUUGCCAAAGACCAUUGAAGGUAUCCGGAAGGACGAAGAGGCGUCGCGGCUGCGGUCGGACUGGUACGGCGAAGGGGACCAGGCGCAGGAAGAGCCUGAGUUCGCGGUGGCCCUGUGGAACGACGAGAAGCAUACGAUCCGAGACGUCGCGCAUCAGGUGAGCCGGGCGUGUCGACAGAACGACCGGUUUGGCGUGGACCGAGCCCACGAGACGAACGACAUUGGACGCAGCGUGGUCAAAUAUUCCUCGAACCUCGAGCAAUUGUUGAAUGUCUCGAAGGUGAUCGAGCAGAUCAAGGUCACCGUCACCAUUCGAUCGUCUCGGGACACGUUCCGGGAGCAAAUGUGCGGCACCAUCGUGGAGUGGCUCGCCGACAUUGCGGGAUGUAGCGUUCUGGAUGAUAACGAGAUCUUGCGCCACACUGUCUGUCAUGAGUUGAUGGGUUCCUGGCAACGGGGUAGCGGUGCUUAUAACGCAGAGAUCGGUCUUCGGGGCAUCGAUGACCAUCAACGCUCGGAAAACGUGCCAUUCCGGACAGUUAUGCUCACCGUAUCCCCUCAGGGCCAGGUGGUUUUGGCUACCGGUAAUGAUGAUGAUGAUGAUGAUGAUGACGACGAUCUGGCAAACGGGGACGAACCGGAUCCGAACGAGGUCGAGGGUGAUGAUGACGAUGAGUUUAUUGAACAUGACGAUGCUGACGACGAGGACGAGGAAAUGGAGAUCGAUCUUAAUCGCCUGCGGGAAGAGGUGGAUGAGGAUGAGGACAUGGUGAUGGGCAAUGCCGACGAUGUUCUCGACAUUGGCCACCACAUAAUGGGCUUUGUGACCCAACGAACGCCCGCUCCCGAUGAUGAAUCUCAACAGGAGCAGCAGGAUGGGCAAGAGCGUGAGCAGGAACAGGACCAGGCACGGCAUGAGCCGACCCAGCCGCCUCCGCAGAAUGAGGAGAGCCAACAAUCCACCUCGAACAAUUCUGGGUCCGUUGACAACGAUGAGGAUACCGCGAUGGAGUAUAUCCGCAUUCCAAAGACGCCAUCUGGAGUAGUCAAACCCUCGAAAGCCAGCACACCUAGCCACUGGCGAGUGCGACCUUCUGUUCCUCUCAAGGGCGAUGCUGUGCCCCCGUACGAGGACCUGUGGCAACGGACGCGACUUGACUGGAUGAUUCUCUUUGACCUGAGGUUGUGGAAGAAGACGCGCACAGACCUUCGCGAUCUUUACAUCGGCACCGUGGUGAAUGUUCCGGAGUUCAAGCGAAUCAUGGGGCUGCGCUUGUCUGCUCUCUACACGGCAUUGGCGCAACUAUACCUGAUUGCCGACCGAGAACCGGACCACUCCAUUGUCAAUUUGUCGCUGCAGCUUCUCACGACGCCCUCUAUCACCGAGGAGAUCGUGCUCCGAGGAAACUUCUUAACCAAGGUCAUGGCCAUCCUGUAUACCUUCCUCACGACGCGGCAGGUUGGUGAGCCAUUCGACGUAAACCCCAAUGCCACCUUGGCGUUCGAUGCUGGUUCCGUGACGAAUCGCCGUCUGUAUCACUUCUUCCUCGACCUGCGGUACCUCCUUCAGUCAGAGUACGUGCAGGUCCGCGUGAGGACUGAGGAUCAAUAUCUCGGUCAAUUCUUGGAUCUGGUCAAGCUGUCGCAGGGCAUCUGCCCUAAUGUCCGCGCCGUGGGAGAACACGUGGAGUACGAGACGGAUGCUUGGAUCAGUGCGUCGAUUCUCAUGCGCGAGAUCAACCGACUCUGUCGUCAGUUCUGUGAAGCGUUCCGAAACCCCGAGGUGGAUGGCGGCGCCAAUCUCUUGCGGGCGAUGAAGGUGGCUACAAUCACCGCUGUGGCGCACUCUACAGGCGUCGAGCGCCAGCGCUUCGAACAGGCCGAGAUAAAGGACUACGUCUCCUUCAAGACCCUGCCGCCUUUUGAUUUCGAGGUUGAUCAGAACCAUAUUCCCCGCUAUCGCGUUGUAUCCUUCGUUGUAGAACGGGGCUCUAUUAGUUUCCACCAUGCUCUGCAUUAUACUCUCUCCUGGCUACUUGAAUGCGGACGUGGUAUGAGCAGCGCCAUGAUGCGGGAUGCCCUGUUUGAAGCUGCGAAGGUUGCCAAUGACAAGUUCAUCCACGAUAGCACGCUUGGGCCGGAAGAUCUUCUGCUUUCGAUGUUUGACUACCCUCUCCGGGUGUGUGCGUGGUUGGCACAGAUGAAGGCCGGUAUGUGGGUGCGCAACGGCCUAAGCUUGCGCCAUCAGAUGUCGCAGUACCGUGGAGUCUCGUCCCGUGACUUUGCCUACUAUCGCGAUAUCUUUCUGCUGCAAACCGCUCUGGUGACCUGUGACCCUAGCAGGGUGCUUGCAUCCAUUGCGGAUCGAUUUGGAAUGGUGGAUUGGAUGACCAAGGACUACACCCCGCGCCCCGGUUACGAGGAUACCCAGAUUGUCGACGUGGCCGAGGAAUUCGUACAUCUGCUGGUGAUUCUCUUGACCGAUCGAAACUCGCUCACGGCCAUCGACGACAGCGAUCAGGCGAUGCACCAAAACAUCAGCCGCGAUAUUGCGCACGUGCUGUGUUUCAAGCCUCUCUCCUUUUCGGACCUGUCGACCCGCCUCAGUGACAAGCUCCUGGACUCGGAUAUGUUCCAGGACGUGCUGGAGGAGGUGGCGUCGUUCCGCCCGCCAGAGGGUCUCAACGACACGGGUACCUUCGAGCUCAAGCCCGAGUACCUUGACCUCAUCGACCCGUACAGUGCCCACUGCACCAAGAACCAGCGCGACGAGGCAGAGAAUAUCUACAAGGAAUGGGUGGCCAAGAAGUCCGGCAAGAAGGCAACCGACGUCGUGUUCGAGCCCAAACUCCGACCCAUUACCUCGGGGGCCUUUUCGGACCUUCCUCGUUUCACCCGGACCUUGCUCUUUGCCCAGGUGGUCCACCACUGUCUGGAAUACGUGAUGUCCUCGAAGGAUCGUACGCCCAAAAUUCCCUCCACGCGCGUGGAAACCUUCCUGCAGGUGGUUCUUCACUUGAUUCUCGCCGCUACGCUGGAAGACAACGCGGGCGAUGACAUGUCGGACGAUUCGUCUUCUUUCGUGUCGCAUGCUCUGACCAAGGCCCGAGAAACCCAAGCUGGCUACUUGACCAUCAUAGGUCUGCUCGAGAAGAUCUCUAUCAUGGGCGAAUUCUCUGCCUGUGGCGCCAAGAUCCGGCAUAUCUUGAAGCGGCUGUGGCAGAAGCGGCCUGGGGCGUACGCGUCGGCCACUGCGUCUCUCAAGUUCCCCUUCGAUCGGAUCGAGACGAACUCCCCGGCUAUCGAUACCGACAAUGAGAAGGAGACCAAGAAGAAGCAGGCCUUGGAGAGACAGGCACGGGUCAUGGCUCAGUUCCAGCAGCAGCAACAGAACUUCCUGAACAGCCAAGGUGACAUCGACUGGGGCGAGGAAGAUUUCAGUGAUCUGGAGUCGGAAACCGAGGCUGCUCCGGAGGCCAAACUCUGGAAAUAUCCCAGUGGAACCUGCAUUCUGUGUCAAGAGGAAUCCAGUGAUUCUCGACUCUAUGGCACAUUCGCCCUGAUUCAGGACAGCAGCAUCAUGAGGCAGACCGACAUCCGGGAUCCCGACUGGAUUCGGGAGGUGCUGAAGACCCCGUCCAGCUUGGACAAGUCUGCUGAGGCUAUCCGGCCGUUUGGAGUGGCUGGCGAGAACCGCACGACGGUGCGUCGACUGGACUCGACCGGUGGAGAGGUGAUCAGCGAAAAGGUUGGGCUCAGCAAAGGUUUUAACGCGAAGAACACCCUUCGAGGUCCCGUUACCACUGGCUGUGGGCACAUUAUGCAUUACUCCUGCUUCGAGGUCUACUAUACGGCUACCCAGCGACGUCAUACCCAGCAGAUCGCACGAAACCACCCCGAGUGUCUGCAGUUGAAGGAGUUCGUCUGUCCCCUCUGCAAGGCCUUGGGCAAUGCAUUCCUUCCGAUCACCUGGAAGGGCAAGGAAGAGUCUUAUCCCGGCCCUCUCAGCACCACGUCAUCCUUCGACGAGUUCAUGGCCACCGAGGUCAAGACUAUCCUUGCGCAGCCGCGGAACUACAACCUUCUCAUGGACAAUGGUAGCGGCAAUGCCUCGACGAGCCAGCACCAGCCAUAUCAGGAUAUGUUCGUCGACUACCUCUCCAAGGCACUGGUGCCUCCGCUUGCCACCAAGGUAGACCAACUGAUGAGUUCUUCUCUCCCAUCUCCUACGUCUUACAUUCCGCCGGCCAGGAUGCCCAUGCCUGGUAUCUUCCCGACUCAGGAUGAACUCCCUACCCCAAGCCCUCUUCAACAUGUUUCCAGUCCCAGCGACAGUCCCAUGUCGGAGCUUCUUCAGAUCUACAAGCGGUUGAAGAAGACCCUGCGGCUGAACCACAUCUACUCGACGUUCAGCCAUUCGCCGGAGACUAUCAAUACGGACGACCUGGUUCAUACAGACUCCUUGUUCCAGACCUUUGGCUUCAGCAUUGCUGCGGCUGAGAUUUCGCAGCGCGGCGUCGAGUCGGAACCGGGCGCGACUCUCCUCGACAAGAUCCCCCAGCUUACGCUGACCCAUCUCCGCGUUUUGGCCGAGACGGCGUUGUCCUACGCGGCCGUCGGAUGCCUACACGAUCGUACCAACCCCCACAGCCGCUCGAUCGAUGAGUUCCAGGAGAUGCACCGCCACAAGAUCUGCCAGCUGUUCGUCGGCCACCCUAGUUUGCAAGGCACGGCGCUUGUCGAUGACGUCCGUGAGAUCGAGCCUCUCCUUGGUAUGGAGACGUUCGUCUUCUUGGCCGAGAGCUCGCUCUCGCUCCUGCCGGUCCUCAACAUGGACGUCCGCCAUCUGAUCCAGAUGUGCUACGUGGCUGAAAUUGUCAAGGUGGUCGCGACCUAUGCGUUGUGGCCCCUUGGAUUGAAGGAGGAGCUGGCUUCGAACGGGGAUGCGCAUCACCUGCUGGACGCGGAGCUGUCCGAUGAGCGGUACGAAUCAACGCGGCAUUUCUUCAACUCCGUCGUCUCUGAGCUUAAGUCGAACUCGGUCGGACGCGCCGAAGGGUCUUCGUUCCCUGCCGAGAGCGGCUACGUCAAGGACAGCGAGGAUUCGGCAACUCCGGGUGUCGUGAUUGCGCUGCGACGUCUCAUCUCCAGCUACGCGCUGACCUUCCUCCGCAAGGCCGUCAUCCUGCUGCACGUUCAACACGGCGUGGAGUUCCCCAGCACUGGCUUCGCCGACCUGGGUGCAUCCGAGUUAGACCGUCUCACCAAGAUGCUGCAGCUGCCGACCCUGGACGACAUCUUUACGAGCGUGAACCCAGCUCGCACGAGCAGUCGUCCGUUCGACGGUAUUAUCUCGGGGUGGAUCUUCCACUGGAACGCAUCUCGAUCGGGGAUUCGCAUCGGCGACCACAAGCUAUGGCCCAGCCUGACGCAUCCGGCCAUCUACGAACUGGUCGGGUUGCCGAAGUAUUUCGAUAGCCUGAUCGAAGAAGCCAACCGACGCCGUUGCCCCAAGUCCAAGAAGGAGCUGACCGAUCCGAGUAUCUGCUUGUUCUGCGGAGAUAUCUUCUGCUCGCAAGCCGUAUGCUGUAUGGAGAACAAGCUGGGCGGAUGCAACCAGCACCUUCAGAAAUGCGGCAAGAACAUUGGACUGUUCAUCAACAUCCGUAAAUGCACCGUCCUUUACCUCCACAACCAGAAUGGGUCCUGGCACUAUGCCCCGUACCUGGACCGACACGGCGAAGUCGACCCGGGACUACGACGCAACCGCCAGUUGAUCUUGAAUCAGAAGCGAUACGACCGACUCCUUCGCGACGUAUGGCUCUCGCAUGGAGUGCCCGCCACGAUCAGUCGGAAGUUGGAAGCGGACAUUAACAACGGAGGAUGGGAGACGAUUUAA
This is a messenger RNA of Aspergillus affinis, 6501 nucleotides long. RefSeq names its product putative ubiquitin-protein ligase E3 component (UBR1). The record is from RefSeq and is a predicted model, not a curated record. Gene Ontology annotation, molecular function: ubiquitin protein ligase activity; zinc ion binding. The coding region runs from base 1 to 6501 and encodes 2166 amino acids. Gene Ontology annotation, biological process: protein ubiquitination; ubiquitin-dependent protein catabolic process via the N-end rule pathway. The transcript has 2 exons. NCBI's taxonomy places the organism in Eukaryota, Fungi, Ascomycota, Eurotiomycetes, Eurotiales, Aspergillaceae. Gene Ontology annotation, cellular component: ubiquitin ligase complex; cytoplasm.